AUGUACUUUGAUCGUAUGAGCUGGGCAGAUGCUUCAAAGUUCUGCGACGGUAAACAAAGCCACCUUGUCGUGCCGAACUCACAGGACGAGAACGAUUUCUUGCUGCGGAUCGUGAUGGAACGAUAUGAGACUGUCGAAGAACGCGGGGUCUGGAUCGGCUGCAAACGCGAGUCCGCUGAUUCGAGCUUUGAGUGCGCUGGGAACACCGAGGGAAUGAGCUUCACCAACUGGGCACCGGGUAAUCCCGAACAAGGAGCUCGACAGUGCGUCGUGUUGUCGAAGGCAGGCAACGGAACAUGGGUAUCAUACAGCUGCAAGCUUCGCAAGUAUUUCGUAUGCGAGAUGCCGGAUGCUCCUCGCGUGCACUGCUUGACGGCCGACGCAAACGGGCGCUUCGUCACCGACUUACCGUAA
This is a messenger RNA of Patiria miniata (bat star), 414 nucleotides long. Its product is annotated as perlucin-like. Lineage: Eukaryota; Metazoa; Echinodermata; Asteroidea; Valvatida; Asterinidae. The record is from RefSeq and is a predicted model, not a curated record. The coding region runs from base 1 to 414 and encodes 137 amino acids. The transcript has a single exon.